CUUUUCUUUUUCUUAAUACAUAUCUCUCCUCCAUCUCUUUCAUUCCUCCUUCAAACACAACUAAAUAUUUUUUUUAUAAAUAUUUUCUUUUCAAAUAAAUAUCUAACAAAUACCUUUUUUUCACACGCAAAUAAAUACCUUUUUUUUCACGCGCAAAUAAAUACAAUAAAUACCUUUUUUUACGCGCAAGUGAAUACCUUUUUUUCACGCUUUAGACGUUUUGUGGUUCUUGCCAAAUUUGGUACCUACUAUAUUUACGAUACUGCAGUUUUAUUACUGUUAUCAUUCUUCCUUUGGUUACGCAUCGCGAAUAUUCACUUGUUUUUCCUUCUCAAUAGAGCUUGUAUAGGAAGUAAUGAAUAUUCAAAAUACCGCCGAACUUACCGCUCUGGAAAACUCUUCUCUUAA
Messenger RNA from Rhizophagus irregularis DAOM 181602=DAOM 197198, 408 nucleotides. NCBI's taxonomy places the organism in Eukaryota, Fungi, Glomeromycota, Glomeromycetes, Glomerales, Glomeraceae. The record is from RefSeq and is a predicted model, not a curated record.